AAAAGAAAAUGUACAAAGAAUUUAGCACAGUACACAAAAUUAUAUAAUAUUGGUCACAACUUGUUAUAUAUAGUCUUCCACUGACAUAUUCCUAUACAGGUUUGUCUGUGAUAAAACCCUAACUCUUCAAUCCCUCUUCUCUUUGGCUUCCCCAUCCUUCCUCUGUUCCCCAUUUCUUCAACUCUCUCUCUGUCUCUCAAAAGAGUGAGAAUUCAUGGAUGUUGAACUGAUGAUGAUGCAGCUGGAAACUCUCCCUGAACUCUAUGGUCCUUACAGCAGCAACACUUCUCAAUCGCCUGAACUCGAAUUAUCCGGCGGAAGCCCCACCGCCACCAGCAGUGAAACCACCACCACAAAACCACCCCUCUUCCAAAACCCAUCUCUAAACUCUCCAUUCUUAACCAACCCAGUUGAAGAGUCAAGUCCUCCAAGAUUCAGAAUCACUCAAAGAAACUCAAACUCCAUGGAAGCGAUGAGAGAGAUGAUAUUUCGGAUGGCAGUGAUGCAGCCAAUUCAGAUAGACCCGGAAGCAGUGAAGCCGCCGAAGAGGAGGAACGUGAAGAUAUCAAAGGAUCCGCAGAGCGUGGCGGCGAGGCACCGGAGGGAGAGGAUAAGCGAGAGGAUGAGGAUACUGCAGAGAUUGGUUCCGGGAGGGGCUAAAAUGGACACGGCUUCGAUGUUGGAUGAAGCUAUUCAUUAUGUGAAGUUCUUGAAGAAGCAAGUGCAGUGUUUGGAACAAGCUGGCGGGGUUAAUAAUAACUGUAACAAUUACAAUAACAGUGUGAGUGUUGGGUUCCAGACAAGGCCAAUGCUGCCAAAUGUGAAUUAUUUGAAACCUUGCCUCCUCUCUCCUUCUUCUCAUAUGUUUUAAGCUCAGAGAGAGAGAGAGAGAGAGAGAGAGAGAGAGGAGGGGGACCGGGGGAGGUAAUGUUUUUUUGUAAAUGGGCUAUGCAGUCUUGAUGAUUAUGCAGCUUUGUAAAGGAAGGGUUUUUUUUUUAUCUGUUACAUUUUGAUGUCCAAUUGAUUUGUUUUA
This is a messenger RNA of Camellia sinensis, 1033 nucleotides long. Its product is annotated as transcription factor HEC1. Gene Ontology annotation, molecular function: protein dimerization activity; DNA-binding transcription factor activity. The record is from RefSeq and is a predicted model, not a curated record. Gene Ontology annotation, biological process: regulation of DNA-templated transcription. Lineage: Eukaryota; Viridiplantae; Streptophyta; Magnoliopsida; Ericales; Theaceae.